AUGCCAGGUCUACCCGCCCAGAGCUCCGGACGGGUGGUGAAAUUCCGCCGGACAGGAGAGAGCGCUCGGUCAGAGGAUGACGCGGCUUCCGGGGAACAUGACGUUCAGAUCGAGGGGGUCCGAGUGGGCCUAGAAGCCGUGGAGCUGGAUGAUGGAGCAGCUGUUCCCAAGGAGUUUGCCAAUCCCACUGAUGACACUUUCAUGGUGGAAGAUGCGGUGGAAGCCAUUGGGUUUGGAAGAUUCCAAUGGAAGCUUUCUGUCCUCACUGGCUUGGCUUGGGUGGUCUUCAUCGGCAUGAUGUCCAGUUCCACACUCUGGGGAAACAUCUCGGAUCAGUAUGGCAGGAAAACGGGGCUGAAGAUCAGUGUGCUCUGGACCCUGUACUAUGGUAUCCUCAGCGCCUUCGCGCCCGUGUAUAGCUGGAUCCUGGUGCUCCGAGGCCUGGUGGGCUUUGGGAUUGGAGGGGUGCCCCAGUCGGUGACGCUGUACGCCGAGUUCCUUCCCAUGAAAGCCAGAGCCAAGUGUAUUUUGCUGAUUGAGGUCUUCUGGGCCAUCGGGACCGUGUUCGAGGUGCUUCUGGCUGUGUUCGUGAUGCCCAGCCUGGGCUGGCGCUGGCUGCUGCUGCUCUCGGCCGCUCCCCUGCUUGUCUUCGCCGUUCUGUGUUUCUGGCUGCCAGAGAGCGCUAGGUACGAUGUGCUAUCCGGGAACCAGGAAAAGGCAAUUGCUACCUUAAAGCGGAUCGCAACAGAAAAUGGCGCCCCCAUGCCUCUGGGGAAACUCAUCGUCUCCAGACAGGAAGACCGAGGCAAAAUGAGGGACCUUUUCACACCCCACUUUCGUUGGACGACUCUGCUGCUGUGGUUUAUAUGGUUCUCCAAUGCCUUCUCUUAUUACGGCUUGGUUCUGCUCACCACAGAACUCUUCCAGGCGGGAGAUGUCUGCAGCAUCUCCAGCCGGAAGAAGGCAGUGGAAGCCAAAUGCAGCUUGGCCUGUGAGUACCUGAGCAAAGAGGACUACAUGGACCUGCUAUGGACCACCCUGUCUGAGUUCCCAGGUGUCCUUGUGACUCUGUGGGUCAUCGACCGCCUGGGCCGUAAGAAGACCAUGGCUCUGUGCUUCGCCAUCUUCUCCCUCUGCAGCCUCCUGCUGUUCAUCUGCAUUGGAAGCGGUGGGCCGCAGCCAUCCCUGUCCGUCCGUCAGCGGGUGAUGCUGGAAUCCUCCGUGUACCUGACCCUGGCCGUCUACAGUGGCUGCUGCCUCCUGGCUGCCGUGGCCUCCUGCUUUCUGCCCAUCGAGACCAAAGGCCGAGCACUGCAGGAGUCCAGCCACCGGGAGUGGGGCCAGGAGAUGGUUGGCAGAGGGACAAACAGCACAGGUGUCCCCAGAUCAAACUCUGGCUCUCAGGAGUAG
Molecule: messenger RNA, 1410 nt
Organism: Grammomys surdaster
Lineage: Eukaryota; Metazoa; Chordata; Mammalia; Rodentia; Muridae
Gene: Svop
Product: SV2 related protein
Exons: 14
Coding region: 1-1410 (469 amino acids)
Biological process (GO): transmembrane transport
Cellular component (GO): membrane
Molecular function (GO): transmembrane transporter activity
Source: RefSeq, a predicted model, not a curated record